Messenger RNA from Microbotryum saponariae, 709 nucleotides. Lineage: Eukaryota; Fungi; Basidiomycota; Microbotryomycetes; Microbotryales; Microbotryaceae. The record is from the annotation of a GenBank genome assembly.
AUGUCGUGAGCACCUCCCACCCCACACGUUCCAAUUCCCAGACCGAUCCACUAAGCCCCUCUUCACCCCCCCUUCGCCCGUCCCCAGCUGGACCUCAACAUCACGUGGCGGUGCAGCAGCCGCAGGAGGUGGUGCAUACAGUCAUUUAGGUGGAUCAAGCAAAACAGCCGCAUCGGAUGCCCAAGAGACGGAUCUCGAGGCGCAGAACGAUAGUCAUUUGCAUGAGUUGCAUAGCAAGAUCUCGGCGAUCAGGGGGGUGAGGGCUGGGAAGGAGGAGCGACAGGACGUGGUGGGCAGUGCCUGGGGCUUGCGGAGCUGAUGGCUUUCUUCGUGUGGAGCUUUUAGGUGACGAAUGAUAUCUAUCGCGAUUCACAACAACAAAACACAUUACUGGACAGCACCGUAAGCCACUCUUGGACUUGACACUCCCUCGCUUCUCUUCCUUUCCCCCCUUCCUCCCCAAAACUGACCACGGUCCCCUUCAUCAAUACCCCUGCAGAACAACUCCUUCGACCAAUUCAAAGUCUCUCUCUCCAACACGACAGGCCGAUUCGCCCGGUCGGUCCAAUCGGGGAAAGGGAACGGGAGGAUCCAACUGGGUAUCAUUUGUGGUUUCGUCAUGCUAUUCGUGCUGUGGAAGUUUUCGGGUUCGAGAGCGGAUAAAGUGACGAUACCACCACCUACGACGGGGACUUUGAUGCGGUUUUGA